Messenger RNA from Carica papaya (papaya), 1003 nucleotides. Lineage: Eukaryota; Viridiplantae; Streptophyta; Magnoliopsida; Brassicales; Caricaceae. The record is from RefSeq and is a predicted model, not a curated record.
GCAGAUCAUGGAACCUCCCUGGAAAGCCUACAAUGUCCUGAGAAAGAUGGAUUAUCCAUAUGAGCAUAUUGUUCACAGCAUGAAAGAUCCCAGUAUUGCAGCAUUUUGGCUGAUUACCUUACCUCAGGUUAUGGGCGGAUUCAACUAUGAUGACGAGGUCAAGCAAAAGAUUUGGUGGCAAUAUGAGGAAUCAAUGCGGUAUGAUCAACUUCGAGAUACAGUAGCCAAGCGAAAUCCAGGCUGGGAGUAUUUGCAAGAAGCCUUGAUCUCCAUAGAUCCUGUUCGUGCUAGGGAAGAUCCUGUUAUAGUGAAGAAUAUCCCUUACUACAAGGCCAAGAAGGCCUUAGAGGCGGAAGUUAUGAAACUGAAUCCUCCACCCCGACCACAAAAUUGGGGUGAGCUGAACCUUCCCUUGAAUGCAUCUUCUUGGAGGGAGGAGGAUCUCAAAGAUCCAGCAAAAUUAUAUGAGAUGACGAUUCUUCUUAACGCUCAAAGAGAAAUUGCCGAUAAAAUUUUGGAUGCACAGUGGGAAACAAAAUGGCGUCAAGAAAAGUUGAAUGAGAUGUUGGAAGAGAAGGUACGGCCAUACCUCAAGAACACUGGCAAUGCUGUCCUUCCUCAGCCUAUUAUAAUAGAAUCCCAAAAUCAGAAUAAGAAGAGCCGUCGACAAAGAAGAUGGUGGUUCUUCUAAACAGAGUUGGUUUCAAUCAAUAAUGAAUUUGAUCCGCACAUAAGUGGUACACGCUCUAACUUCUUCUCAUCUCUUCAUUUUGUAUCAUGCCAUGUUUUAGUCAAAGCAGCAUUUCUAUUAUUAGUCUCUGCACGACUCUGUAUUAUUGUUUAUUCUAUUUCUAUUCCUUAACGAGAUGUAUCACUAGAGAAGAUACAGAUUACUGUGAUUUAGUACUAUAGAAUUCCUUAGUUGCUACAAAUUUUCCCUUAGGUUUCCCUGAUCAGACUGGAUGAUAUCACAAUUAUAUGAUGAAGAGUUUGAUUUCAUAGA